Molecule: messenger RNA, 2535 nt
Organism: Stereum hirsutum FP-91666 SS1
Lineage: Eukaryota; Fungi; Basidiomycota; Agaricomycetes; Russulales; Stereaceae
Exons: 2
Coding region: 1-2535 (844 amino acids)
Biological process (GO): protein phosphorylation
Molecular function (GO): ATP binding; protein kinase activity
Source: RefSeq, a predicted model, not a curated record
AUGGAAGGCUCACUCGUCACAGGACUCCCUGUCGAAGACUUCGUUAAGGCUGUCUGGGGCCUUGACCGGGCCAAGCUCCAUGAGAAAGAACAUACACCCGGCCUUUCAGCCGAAGAGGUCGCUCGAUAUCAUUCCCCGCGCCUUGAAACCACUCGUUACAUCCCGUUCACCGCUAUACUUGCCCAACUCCUCCUGGACUACAUCAGCUACAUGCGCCAGCAUAAUCACCUAGACGAAGUCGAUCUUCCGUGCGGGGUAUUUUUUGAGGCGCGUUUAGGACAUGAUGUUGUACAUGGUGGUGAUGGGUCUCAGCGAAAACCCGAUGCGGCUGUCACAGCUCAGAUAGGCGAAGCCGUUUUUGCGAGACUGCGAGAGAUUGGCGAUAAGAGCGCACGGAUGGUGCUUACGGCGAAGGACAAGCUUCGCGAGGGAGUUCGUUUGGUAUGGGAGUACCUGCUCGCUUUCUUCGAGUUCAAGAAGAAAAAGAAAACCAACAGCUUUGACAAUGAAGAAGGACCAACUCUCGACACGCGCGCUACGGUCUCAGAACUACCACCUCGCAAGCACGCUCUCGACACCUCUGAUGAUCCCAGCCCAGCGCCUAAACGUCGGAAAGGGCCAUCCUCCAAGUCCAUCUCUGCCCUUCCAAUUGUCCCGAUUCCUCCAGGCCCUUUGCCCGUAACCUCGGCAGGCGAUUCAGACUCUCGGGAGCUUGUGGAUACUCGCAAAGUAUUGAACGACGACGAGCUACAAGCAGCUGAUUAUGCUCACGAAAGCCUUCGAACUGGUCAUCGGCGGUAUUCCACAGGAAUCUUCAUCGACGACGAUAUCGUCACCCUGUGGUACUAUGAUAGAAUGGGCGCCGUACGGUCGAAACCCUUCGACUUCGUUCGGGAACCGAACAAACUACUCGCAGUCGUCAUUGCCCUUGCUAGCGCUACCGUCACAAAUUUCGGGUUCGAGCCUAUGAUAUGUACUCCGGGUCCUUCAGCCUCGUUGCCUCCCCUAGCACCCGUAAAGGGCAAAAAUUGGAAGGCAGUAGACCUUUCACGCUCCAAAGACCCUGUCAUGCGCAAAAGGGUUCGUCAAAUCGCUGAACUCACGAAAUUAUACGACAGAUAUCGAAAGGAAGUCCCUCCGGACGAGAAUUUGACCGACUGCUACUUCCGCAUCUCAUGCCGAGUCAACCUCGCUGACCGACCUUUAUUCGAAGUGCCGUCUUCGUCGCCCUCCCGAGUUGCUGCUACCAAAUCUUCUACAUCAUUCCUCUCCUGGAUAUGGCCCUCGUCGCGACCGAAGACUGAAACCGUCCCACCACGAUCGGACGUCGUUUUCAAGAUCAAAGGGAGACCUCUCUAUGUGCAGGACGGUUUGGUCGGAAGAGGGACCGUAGUUCUUCAUGUGGAGAUUGAGGAGGACGAAGAAUAUCAGUUUCCUCCCGAUAUCAUCACCAAGAUAAGCUACCCCCCGAGGAGUCGCAUCCCAGAAGAUAGUAUCAUUCGACAUGUUCGAUACUGCAUUCCCGAGAGGUGGAGGAACCACGUCACAGGCCUCUCAUGCUCCACGACUCUUUCGAUGCCAAGAGAAGACGAUUCCUUGACGGAAGGAGAGAAGAAUGCAGCGGGCUCUACAGAUGAUGAUCUUUUGGAGAUCCCUCGAAAGGACAUCAUGGUCGCCGUUCGCGCCCGUAUCAAGCGGCGUGAUCAAGAGGAUCUAGACGAAGAGGAGCGGAGGGAAUUAUCGGACGCCUUCAUCGGACCAGAGUACGAGGAACGCGUCCUUCGCGUCCUUGUUUGUGAGAAGAAUCUGCCGCUGAACCGGGUCGAAAAUAUAGAUGAGUUCAUGUCGGUUUUCCUGGACGUCGUGAAAGCUCACUAUGUCGUGUACACGAAGGCCGGUAUACUCCAUCGCGAUCUGAGCGUCAACAACAUCAUGUUCAAGAGGGAUCCCUCCACCAAUCGCGUCAUUGGCGUCCUCAAUGAUUGGGAUCUAGCGAUUCCCGUGAACCGUUCGGAGUACAAAUUCGAGAAGCCUACUUCUUAUCAUCGCACAGGCACCGCCACAUUCAUGUCUAUCGAAUUGCUCGAGGACGAAAACAGGACGAUCCCGCACCUUUACCGUCACGAUCUUGAGUCCUUUAUGUGGACACUUAUUUGGUGCGCGUUCAACUUCCUUUUCCACGGUGUUGAAGUACCCUACAAGUUACGGGACGCUGUGGUUCGGGACUGGGUCAAUAUAAGCUGGCAGCGCAUCCGUCAAUCGAAGAGGGAUUUUCUAGGAAUAGUCACCAAGGCACUCGCAAAGACGACGAAGGUUAUGCAACCGUUGGUGCGAAAGAUCCUUGGACCUAUUUCUCAUAGUAUGGCCCGCGCAUUUCUUGAGCGCGACCAGAGCCAGGAAUCAUUCGACGGGCCAGCUCGUCUUAGGAUCACGAGGACGGACUUCUUCGACGACUUCUUCACCUUCGAUUGUUUCAUGGAAGUUCUCGAACCAGAGGUGGAGGACCCGGUGGCUGCUUUAUGGGAGGAGACGUGA